Odontomachus brunneus is the source of this 2437-nucleotide messenger RNA. RefSeq names its product UDP-glucuronosyltransferase 2B9-like. The record is from RefSeq and is a predicted model, not a curated record. Lineage: Eukaryota; Metazoa; Arthropoda; Insecta; Hymenoptera; Formicidae. The transcript has 8 exons. Gene Ontology annotation, molecular function: UDP-glycosyltransferase activity. The coding region runs from base 854 to 2437 and encodes 527 amino acids.
UAGUAUUUUUAUUUUAUUAUUUUUUAUUUGGUACUUUUUGUUUUGUUUCAAUAUCUCAAUUAUUACAUAACUUGUUUCAAUAUCUUAAUUAUUACAUAACUUAUAACUAUAUAUUACAGCAAUAUCGCACGAUUAAAUACGAUUAGAUUAGAAAGGCGAUAUAUAGCGACAUAUACUUCUGCGUCGCUUGAUAUACGUAUCUCAAUACGUAUCUUAAUUGUCAUAUUAAAAAAUAAUAUAUUGCAGCGUUUAUCGCUAUUAAAGAAAAAGAGGGCACAGUCCACAGCGGGCUAGGCUAUAAAAAAGCCGCAGCCAGCUGUGUGUGUGAUCGAACAACUAAUCAAUUAGUCAAUCAAUCAGGCAUUCAGUCACUAGUCAUUAGACAUUAGUCUAUCAGUCGAGUUAAUUUCAGUGGUCAGCAGUUCAGUCUUGAGCGGUUUCGAAAUAAUAUCAACAUAAGUUGUCGGCAUAGUAGCAAAAAGAAAAAUAUCGAAUAGAGGACCUACAUUCUGUGACGUGAAUCUGAUAAUUAUAUACACCGGAAUGUAUAUACGUGCAGUUACAAGUUAUGAAAUUUGCAUAUUGAUGCAAAAAAGGCUGUGUUUUACAUAACAAUAAUUACCUAAUCUAAUCAUUCCGCAAGAAAAUAAAUUAUUUGUAUAUAACGCAUCUAAUACGUCUAAAUAACGUCUAACGUACGGUAAGUGUAUUUGUGUUGAAAUCACCUUGCGCACACUAUUCGUGGCGGGAACAAAGUAUCAUAUUUCACGAAUCAAGGCGAUAAAGUGUGAAGCCUCACGGAUAUAAUUUGGCUUCGCGAUUGUAUCGUUACUCUAUUUCUUUUUAACCAAAUAUGGUCAAUACGACUCCGGCAUUCUGGCUAGCAUGCUUUCUGGGUGUCAUUACGCUGACGGAAAGUGCGAGGAUCUUGGUAGUCUCUACAAUACCAUCUUACAGUCACCUUAUACCGUUUCAAUCGCUAUGGACAGCUCUCAGUCAACGGGGACAUAAAGUCGUUGUUUUGACGACAAACCCUGUCGGAGAUCUCAACUUGACGAAUUUGACGGAAAUCGAUUUGCGAUCUCAGUAUGGGAUAUUCACGACUGAUUACACCAAGCUGAGAUUCAUCUCUACUUGGCUAGACAUGGAACAGAAUAUCAUGUGGGACAUCUUCACGGAUCUAACGAAGAACAUUCUUGAGCAUCAGGAAGUACGUAAACUCUACGCACCGAACAGUGGUGAACAGUUCGACGUAGUAUUUAUUGAAAUACACGUGGCCCCUGCCAUCUACGCCCUGGCGCAUAGAUUUAACGCGCCUGUUAUAGGUAUAUGGUCGUUACCGUUACCCUCUGAUGCUUACUAUAAUCUUGGUGUACCCGUUUUACCAUCGCAUCCUUCUACUUGGGAAAUGGAAUAUAGGACUGGUUUUAAUCUGUCAUUGUGGCAGAGGAUGAAAAAUUUCAUUCGAUUGUGGCAUUUCUUGUAUUAUUUAUUUAAUCAAUUUGUGCCGCAACAGCAAGCGCUAGUGGAGAAAUACUUGGGUAAAGUACCCGAUAUAAAUGAGAUGAUGAAGAAUAUCAGUAUUAUAUUCUGCAGUCAACGGGAAAUCACUUCGUUCAGCAGACCACAAUCACUGAAAGUAAUACAGACUGGAAAUCUUCAUAUAAUGAAGGAACCUCCACCUUUAUCAAAUAAUUUGGAAAAAUUUUUAAACGACACACCAAAUGGAUUCAUCUAUGUGAGUCUAGGCACAAACGUUAAAGUAAUGUCGUUACCGAAUGAUGUACAACGUGUAUUUUAUAAUGUACUUACAAGUUUGCCGUACAAGAUAGUGUGGAAGUUUGAUGGACAUUUGCCAGACAAGUAUGAUAAUAUCUAUAUUGCUAAGUGGUUCCCUCAACGAAGCAUUCUCGCUCAUCCGAACAUUAAACUGUUCAUAUAUCAAGGCGGGCUUCAAAGCACAGAGGAAGCUAUCCAUUACGGGGUGCCACUUUUGGGGAUACCAAUAUUGGCCGAUCAGUGCACUAACAUAAACAAAAUGACAUUUCUUGGUGUCGCAAAGAGUUUAGAUAUUACUACUUUCUCCGAAAAAGAACUGAACUCAUCUAUAAUGGAUAUUAUAACCGAUAAAAGAUAUAAAGAGAGAAUGCUCGACAUCAAAGCACUAAGUAAUGAUGAGCCUUAUAAUAGGCUGGAAAACGCAAUUUGGUGGACGGAGUUUGUCAUUCGUCACAAAGGUGCUCCUCAUCUUCACACCAAUAUCGCUCACGAACCUUGGUACAAGAGAUAUGAUAUGGACGUUAUAGCAAUUUUAUCGAUCGUUAUGUUUGUAGUAUUAAUUUGCACAUCGGUAAUUAUAUAUAAAUUGUUAAAAAUAAUAAUUCUUAAAUAUUUCUGGAUAAAAAUAUCAGUUGAUAUUAAGAAAAAGAUUACUUAA